UCUGAGAACUGCCUCAUGAACCCUCCGUCAACAGCAUUCUAGCGGUAAAGACAUACCAUAAUCUUCGAUAUUGAUAAACGGGCUCGGUCUUGCUCCGAACUGAGCGCACACGUUAGUGAGCUGUCAUCUUAAAAGCCGACCCAACUCUCGCUCCUUUUUUGGCCUCGCCUCGCCGAUCCUCCGAUUUCCCAUCCUUUCCGUCCUAAUCCGCCUCUCUCGGUAGGCUAGCCACGAAAAGUCGAUAACCUCCUAAUACCCGUAGUCUUUGCCGUUCACGAUCGUCGACGAGUUGUUGUUAUUGUUGUUGCUGUGGAUAAUCAAGACCGAGGCAGAAUAUAAUACGCUCUUCGUUUCUAGUCGCGUUACUAGCCAUUCGUUUGACCAUCCAUAGUCAAGUUCCUCUCGGUUGUUUGUGCGGGGCCCAUCUUUAAUGGAAGGCCGGCCUAUAACGGCAGACUCGAAACAUAAUUACCCAUCUCAACCUCUCUGGAAUAGGUCGACUUCGAGUCCAUCGAUUCCUAGACUCAGUACGCUGGCCAACGGGAACACCGAUCAAGUUUCUACUUCCCAGUAUCUUACAGCCCAGGUGGACUGGAUUCCAAUAUUUUUCCCUCAACAAUCUUCACUUUACCAAGCUCAACUUCUUCAAUACAACAAACUCAUUGCGCCUGGACGAGGCGGUGGUCUUCAGACUGCUCCCUUGCCUCCGUUAUUAUCAACCCACAGCGUCCACGUCGGACCAAGGUCUCGUUCCUCAUCCAAAGUGUCGAACAAGGAUUCCCGCGCUAGGCAGAGCUCCCAGAAUUGCCAUGCUACUAGAGGCAAUCACGGUGCCAGCAAUAAAGCCGAUCGCGCGCUUAUAACAGGCAGAGACACGCCGCCUAAGAUGCCGCCCAAAAAGUCAGACCUGUCACAUACUCUUGCUGCAAGACCUAAGCCGUCUACCUCCCCUUCGAAUUUACCUCCACAUUCGAAUUCCGUCCCUUCGACCCCUCAGCAACAUGCGCGCAAAUUUUCCUUCGAGUCUAGAGAUCAUUCCCCAAAUGCCAACCAAUCGCACUCUCCACGAUCCGCCUAUUCCGAGACUAAUGGCGCCCUGCCAUCCUUGCGCCCUCUGCCACCGCGGCAAGGUGGCUGUAGGUACGAAUCUGGCCUAAAGUUCUUCCGUCGAAGAAUACCCUACAGCAUCGGAAGUGACAUGCUAGAGAAGGCAGCGCUGCAAAAUAUCAAGAGCAAGCUUUCCAAAGAAGAUGAGAAAAAACUUACUGCAGACAUGUCCGAGCUCUUUGGCCGGUUAAAACCGACCAAAAAAGUAGAGGACAAACGGCGUAUGCUGGUACAGAAGUUGGAAAAGCUUCUGAACGAUGCUUGGCCAGGCCAUGACAUCCGUGUCCAUCUUUUCGGCUCCUCGGAAAAUAUGCUAUGCUCGGAUGAUUCUGACGUGGACAUUUGCAUAGUAACUCCAUGGAAGGAGCUUGAAGAGGUCUGCAUGCUUGCGGAUUUGCUGGCGAAACACGGAAUGCAGAAAGUGGUCUGCGUAUCCUCUGCCAAGGUACCAAUCGUGAAGAUUUGGGAUCCUGAGCUGGAAUUGGCUUGUGACAUGAACGUCAACAACACGUUAGCUUUGGAAAACACUCGUAUGAUCAAGACGUAUGUCCAGAUCGACAAACGAGUACAGCCUUUGGCAAUGAUAAUCAAGUACUGGACAAGACGAAGAAUUGUGAAUGAUGCUGCUUAUGGCGGGACUCUAAGCUCAUAUACGUGGAUAUGCAUGAUCAUUGCAUUUCUACAACUGCGACAACCUCCCAUUUUACCCACAUUACACCAACGGCUUCAGGAGACGCUUCCCGGCAGUGAUAGUGACAUAGCUUCAUUUGCUGAUGACAUCGAUAAGCUGCAGGAUUUUGGAAUCAAGAACAAGUCUACAUUAGGCGAGUUGUUGUUUGAGUUCUUCCGAUUUUACGCCCACGAGUUUGAUUAUAGCAAGGAUGUACUAUCCGUGAGGCUAGGCAAGGUGAUCAGCAAGAAGGACAAGAAGUGGCUAUUCAGUAUGAAUAAUCAACUCUGCGUUGAGGAGCCAUUUAACACCACCCGUAAUCUUGGCAACACAGCUGACGACACUGCGUUUCGAGGCCUUCACCUUGAGCUUCGUCGUGCCUUUGAUCUUAUUGCUGAAGGCAAACUCGACGAAUGUUGUGAACAGUACGUAUAUCCGAAGGAGGAGGAAAAGAUAUUCCAAAAACCGCCGUCAGUUUCGCGACCUGUCAUGUUGCGAAGCGCUUCUCAGCAACAAUCCAACCGUGGAGGUCGCGGAGGCGGUUUCCGCGGAAACCGACAGCAAGGCCAGCACCGGAAUAACAGCAACAACAACAGUCGGAGGACAUCGUCAACCGUACCCUAUGACACCAACGGAAGCCCGAUGUUCAUCCCAACCGGAUACCAGGUAGCGAUGACGCCUCAAGAGGCUGUAAUGUACAUGCAGCCUACAACGGAUUUGAUGGCGCAAACGAUAUCUGCUCUGACAUUGCAGGAGAAUAAUCUUCGGUUCCUCCAGUAUGCACAAUCGCAAGCAUUUCAUAUGGGUCAAAUGCAGGGCAAUGCGUCCCAGACGCAACCUUCGUCAACGGAACGAUCUAGAACCAAUUCUUUUGAUACUCCACCCCUUAGUGCCCCUAUACGCCCGGAGAUGUAUUACUACCCAAUGCAAUUCCCUCAAGCGUUUUACGCUCAACAGGCCUUUCCGACCUACCCGUCGUCUCCAUCGACUAGCCACGCCGCUGAAUUUCGAAGAAGUUCGCAUCGAUCGACGGCUGCUAGCGAGGCUAGUCACGGCGUAGCUGGAAGUGCGAUGAGGUCACAGUCACAACCCGCAUCACGGACUGGUAUCCCGACUGCUCAGAACCUGGCCGGCCCCAGCCAAUUGUCGAAUGGGGCCACUAAUGUUCCCGCUAGGCAUAUUAACGGGAUCCCAAUGCCUAGUUUCAUUCCCGAUGAGAGCCAUGACAAUGAACAUGAAGGAUCGAUAGCAGUCACCCCACCCGAAGAUGAGAGAGAUCAAAGCUACUACGCAGACCCGUCUAGCCCGCCCCGAAGAACAAGUGCCACAACUAGUAGCAUACCUGCGUUUGGAGAUAUUGCGACACAAGCACCCAAUCCUACUACCAACCCCAAUCAGAGUAGAGGACGCUUGUCUUCGGAUCAGUUGCCUCAGUCAAUACUGGAUAGGAUUAAGCAGAACUCUCGUCCUCCUUCACCUUCGUUAAAUCAUAACAGAGCUUACUCUGUAGGUCGAAGUUCAGCCCCUCUUGCAUCUGCACCAUUCGCAGCGGCGGCAGGAUCGCAAUCUCGUGAUACGACGCCAUUAGUUGUUAACGGUUCUAUGUCUAAGCUAUCGAACGGUAGUUCACCUCGACAGCCUUCGCAGAGCGAGUUCACCUCGGCCCAGUACGCUGGCUAUGACAAUGCCCUUCAUAUUAAUCAGCGCCUUGAGGCGAAUAAUUUCGCCGCCGAAACGUCUUUCACGUAUCCUCCUGGCCCCUCCGCACCUCGAAAAGCAAAUUCCCCGACGUCAGAUCGACCAGUCGUCGUCAAUGGGUCAUCAAACGCCGCUUCGCCGAUGACUAAUCAAAUACCCGGAUCCCAGUUGUCUCAUGACAUGACACUAAGCCCGGCAGGCAAUCACUUUCAUAUGAUGAAUAUGUCCCCAGUGCCGGCUGCGUCUGAUGGCAACGCAAUUGCCCCGAAUAGUCUACCGCGGUUUCCCAUUCGUUCGACGCCGAGUCCACUCAUUGCACAAUUGGAUCUUGCAACAGAGCAUCGUUUACAGUCGUCCGAGCAGUCGCACCUUUCCCCAGUCUACGAGACUAACAGUCCAUCUCCGAGUUUCAAUAGGAGAUUGGACCUGCCUUUCGACCAGGCGCCAGCACUUGCGAACACAGUAGCACACAACCAACCGGACUUUAAACCUGAGUCGGCUAAGGGCAAACAGAAGUCACCAAUCGAGCCCCCGCCAUCUAGGUUAGAAAGUAUCCCGCUCCCGAACCCCAGAGUUAAUGGCUUGGCAAGAGAAAACGGACAUGUGCGAGGUGUUAAAAGUGAGAGUGAUAACGCCGGUAGUGGAUGGCAAAAGAUGACGAGGGGCAGGAAGAAGGGCAACGAUACGAAGCCACGAAGCGAGGUCUAUCCACAGAGUGAGCAGUUGCCCAAAAACGACUCGGAAAGGAAGGGAGGCUGAGUCGAGUAUCACUUUGGAUACUACCCGAGCAAUUAGACGGUGGCCAUAUUUUGUCUCGGUGUCGAUCUCUUAUUUGAGAUGCCUGGCGUUGAAUUGGACAUGAUCUGAGUCCUGGUUAUCACAUGUGGAUAACGUUUUCAGCCAGGUCGCACAGCCUCCAAAUCCUCGGUAACCUGAUUACUCGCCAAGGGUGGAUACGCUCGUUAAUUCGCAAAUUAAUUAGGUCAUGUUAUAUUUGACACGAGAUAUUAUCGAUACCGGAGUUUCGUAUCGGGCUGAGAACUCGGAUUGGAUGUCUCUGGACGAAUGUGGGAAGAGAUGAUGCUUAUGUCAUUAU
Messenger RNA from Annulohypoxylon maeteangense, 4571 nucleotides. RefSeq lists its product as uncharacterized. The transcript is spliced from 4 exons. Gene Ontology annotation, molecular function: nucleotidyltransferase activity. Lineage: Eukaryota; Fungi; Ascomycota; Sordariomycetes; Xylariales; Hypoxylaceae. The coding region runs from base 431 to 4234 and encodes 1267 amino acids. The record is from RefSeq and is a predicted model, not a curated record. Gene Ontology annotation, biological process: RNA 3'-end processing.